AUGUCUAGCAAUUUCAAGGAGCAAGUGGUUCAUGAAGAUAAUGCGGAGGAGAUUGAUGGAGGGACAGGGCUAGAGGAUUGGCAUAUGGUGAGCGAGAAUGACACUCGCAACACCAGUUCAUCUGAAAGUUACGAUCAAGAAAGUAAUGAGCAUCCACACACUGAGAAAAAUGGUGAAAACUUACGGAGGGCUUUAUCAAAAUUGUUUCUCAAGCCUUUUUCAAAAAUUUUUGAUAGUGGUGGUGUGGAUGGACGUAAGAUUGGGUGGCUAGUCAUAUCCAGCAGAGAAAUUGGCAAGGGAAGCAAUGGUACUGUUGUUCUUGAGGGAUUUUAUAAUGGCCGUCCUGUUGCUGUCAAACGUCUUGUGAAAACCCAUCAUGAAUUGGCUGGUAAAGAGAUUAAACAUCUUAUUGAUUCUGAUCAUCAUUCAAAUAUUGUUCGAUGGUAUGGAGUGGAGUAUGAUCGAGAUUUCAUCUAUCUUUCUCUGGAGCGUUGUAAUUGUAAUUUAAGUGAUUUAAUUCAAACAUCCUCAGAUUCUUCUCCAAAUCUUACAUUUAAUGAGGAUCAGGCAACAAACUCAAUGACUGAUCAGUUCAAUGUUCGGUUGGAUUCAGCGGUAGAACUUAGCAAAGAUAUUGAAUUGUGGAAGAAUAAUGGGUAUCCUUCACCCCAUUUGCUAAAUCUUAUGAGGGAUGUGGUUUGUGGCCUAGCACAUUUGCAUGACCUAGGAAUCAUUCAUAGAGACUUGAAACCUCAAAAUGUGUUGAUCAUAAAGUAUCAAUCAUUAUGUGCAAAACUCUCUGACAUGGGUAUUAGCAAGCGCCUUACUAAGGAUAAGUCUUCCUUGGGUCACAAUCCUACUGGUUGUGGUACUUCAGGUUGGCAAGCACCUGAACAGCUCCUUCGUGGACGCCAAACACGUGCAGUAGAUUUAUUUAGCUUAGGCUGUGUCCUCUUCUUUUGCCUCACGGGAGGUAGACAUCCUUUUGGUGACGAUAUUGAACGUGAUGUAAAUAUUAAGAACAACAAGAUGGAUCUUUUCCUGGUAGAGCAUAUUCCUGAAGCUACGGAUCUUCUCUUUCAGCUGUUAAACCCUGAUCCAUUGUUGAGGCCCAAGGCGAUGGAAGUAUUGCACCAUCCUUUGUUUUGGAAUUCCGAGAAGCGGCUGUCAUUUAUUCAAGAAACCAGUAACAGGUUAAAAAUGGAAAUUAAAUCUGAACUCCUAGAUGCAUUAGAAAAUGUUGCACCUGAUGCUUUUGGUGGGAAAUGGAAUAAAAAGAUGGAACCUGUAUUUAUCAAUCAUAUUGGCCACAAGCAAUAUAAGUUUGGUAGUACUCGUGAUCUAUUACGGCUCAUGCGAAACAAGUCGAAUCAUUAUCGAGAACUUCCUAAAGAAAUCCAGGAAAUUCUUGGACCAGUUCCUGAAGGGUUUAAUGGUUAUUUUUCACGUAGAUUCCCAAAACUCUUAAUUGAAGUGUAUAAAGUUGUACGUACAUAUUGCAGGGAAGAGGGGAGUUUUUCAAAGUAUUUUUAAGGAUAGUCUGUUGUAAUUUUAACCUGUUUCUAACUGUCAAAGUGUCCUUACGUA
Molecule: messenger RNA, 1587 nt
Organism: Telopea speciosissima
Lineage: Eukaryota; Viridiplantae; Streptophyta; Magnoliopsida; Proteales; Proteaceae
Product: serine/threonine-protein kinase/endoribonuclease IRE1a-like
Exons: 5
Coding region: 1-1533 (510 amino acids)
Biological process (GO): mRNA processing; IRE1-mediated unfolded protein response; protein phosphorylation
Cellular component (GO): IRE1-TRAF2-ASK1 complex
Molecular function (GO): RNA endonuclease activity; ATP binding; protein serine/threonine kinase activity
Source: RefSeq, a predicted model, not a curated record